Falco peregrinus (peregrine falcon) is the source of this 8851-nucleotide messenger RNA. RefSeq names its product guanine nucleotide-binding protein G(q) subunit alpha. Gene Ontology annotation, biological process: phospholipase C-activating dopamine receptor signaling pathway; action potential; adenylate cyclase-modulating G protein-coupled receptor signaling pathway. The record is from RefSeq and is a predicted model, not a curated record. NCBI's taxonomy places the organism in Eukaryota, Metazoa, Chordata, Aves, Falconiformes, Falconidae. Bases 434 to 1513 code for a protein of 359 amino acids. The transcript has 7 exons. Gene Ontology annotation, cellular component: heterotrimeric G-protein complex. Gene Ontology annotation, molecular function: G protein-coupled receptor binding; GTPase activator activity; GTPase activity.
CGGAGGGCGGUGGGGGUGUCGUCCGCCGGGGAUAGCUGGGGACCGCUUUGGCUGCGGGCGGCGGCGGCGGAAAGGGAGCAGCAGGGCGAGGGUGGCGGCGGCCAGUGGCUCGGCUCGGCUGGGUAGAGCUGCUGCCGCCGUGGUGGAUGUUUCCAUGCUGUUCGGUGCAUGAUUUAGAGGAGAGGAGGAGUUGGCAGCGGCGGGUGUCAGCGGCAAGGAGCGCGGACCCGCGCCGCCAGCGGCCCUGCCUCUUUCUCCUCGCCCCUGUGUGGCAUCGAGGCAGCUGCCUGCGCUUGCCCUGGGGCGCCCGGCGGGUGCUCUCGGGCAGAGAGCCCCUGUGCCCCCCGGGGCCGGUGCGGCGGCGGCGGGGUGCGUGUGGCUGUGCGUGCGAUUUUAGGGGGUGGGGGGGUUGUGUCUGAACCAGUUAGGAAGAAUGACUCUGGAGUCCAUCAUGGCGUGCUGCCUGAGCGAGGAAGCCAAGGAAGCCCGGCGGAUCAACGACGAGAUCGAGCGGCAGCUGCGCCGGGACAAGCGGGACGCCCGCCGGGAGCUGAAGCUGCUGCUGCUGGGCACAGGAGAGAGUGGCAAAAGCACGUUUAUCAAGCAGAUGAGAAUCAUUCAUGGAUCAGGUUACUCUGAUGAAGACAAAAGGGGCUUUACAAAACUGGUGUACCAGAAUAUAUUUACAGCAAUGCAGGCCAUGAUCAGAGCCAUGGAUACCCUCAAAAUCCCAUACAAGUAUGAACAUAACAAGGCACAUGCACAAUUAGUUCGGGAAGUCGAUGUAGAGAAGGUGUCAACUUUUGAGAACCCGUAUGUAGAUGCAAUAAGAAGCUUAUGGAAUGACCCUGGAAUUCAGGAGUGUUAUGAUAGACGACGGGAGUAUCAGUUAUCAGAUUCAACUAAAUACUAUCUUAAUGAUUUGGACCGCAUAGCAGAUGCCACCUAUCUGCCAACUCAGCAAGAUGUGCUCAGAGUUCGAGUCCCAACAACAGGGAUCAUUGAAUAUCCAUUCGACCUACAAAGCGUCAUUUUCAGAAUGGUGGAUGUAGGAGGCCAACGAUCAGAAAGAAGAAAAUGGAUACAUUGCUUUGAAAACGUCACAUCUAUCAUGUUCCUAGUAGCUCUUAGUGAAUAUGAUCAAGUGCUUGUGGAGUCAGACAAUGAGAAUCGAAUGGAAGAAAGCAAAGCACUCUUUAGGACAAUUAUCACAUAUCCAUGGUUCCAGAACUCUUCAGUCAUUCUGUUCUUAAAUAAGAAAGAUCUCUUAGAGGAGAAAAUUAUGUACUCCCAUCUAGUUGAUUAUUUUCCAGAAUACGAUGGACCACAACGGGAUGCACAAGCGGCACGGGAGUUCAUCCUGAAGAUGUUCGUGGAUCUGAAUCCAGACAGUGACAAAAUUAUCUACUCCCACUUCACAUGUGCUACAGACACAGAGAAUAUCCGCUUCGUCUUUGCUGCUGUCAAGGACACGAUUCUACAGUUAAACCUGAAGGAGUACAACCUGGUCUAACUGUGCCUAGGAGGCCCUCCAAAACCAACUUUGCGUGAUUGAAGAUAUACAAGAGGGACUGUAUUAUCUGUGAAAACAAUUUGCAUAAUACUAAUUUAUUGCCGGCCUGGACUCUGUGAAUGUCCACAGAGUUUGUAGUUAAUAUUAUGAUUUUAUUUAAACUAUAUGGAGGAAAAACAAAAGAUGCUGAAGUACAUUCACAGCACAUUUCCUCAUUUUUUAGGCGAAACCUUGUGACUCAAUGUGUUUUAAAUUCUCAGUCGUACAUUUUCAAAGGAUAGCAGUUUUUUGCUAUUGAAACAAAAUCAAGCUGGUUUCCUCUUUCCCUGACCCUUUCUCUCUCCUCCUCCUCCCCCCCUUAUCUUUUACAAGGUACAAUGGCCUUUUUUUUCCCAGUUGCAUUCCUGGGUGAAAUAUUUUCUGCUGAGUGGUUUGGUCAGGAAAAUACCAUCAUCAGAAUUUAAGUCAUCAGUUAUUCUAAAUUUACAGUAUGUACUUUCUCUGAAGGAUAAAAAGUAUUGAUACUGUGAUUUUUAAAUUCUUCACUUGAGUGUCUUCAUUCUGUCUUACUUUUGAGACUAGAGUAUUGGGAUUGCAAAAUAGAGUUACAAUUAUCUAAGAAUAUUAAAUUUAACCAUAUUUUCACAGUUUGGAACGAUGCACAGAAGACAGUAAUGAAAUAAUUAAGACACAACCUGGGAUGUAUGUGGAAUAUGUUCGAAUCUCUUUUUAAUUGCCAUGUGCCAUUUUUUUCUUUCUUCCUUUAUUCACAAAUGCCAAAUAGAAAUGUCAUAGACACUACAUUUUCCCCAGUGGCUACAGCCUGCAACAGUGGUGGGUUUUUUUUCAGUUGUGUGGAGGUUUUUUUCUUAAGUUAGAGCUUUUAAAGUGUUCUUUUUCCACAGUAGAAAUUUUGUUGUUGUAUAAAAUAAUGUUGCCAAAUCUGGCUUUUUAUAAAACCAAUGCUCUUGAAACAUAAGAUACUGAUUGAAAUGCCAAACUGCUGAUGGGUUGGGAACUGACCUGUUUGAGUCAACUGCCAAAUGAUAAACACAGUUUCAGCUCAUAUGUUCCCUUUUUUAGAAAGUGUUACAUUUUCUAAUGCCAAAACCAACAGUGUGAAUGAAUACGCUAUGAGGUGCACCAUGCACACAUAUGUGGUCUAUUAAAGACAGUUUAGAUCUCUCCUUAUGUCAGAUAUGACAUGAGAUUGUUUUCUGUAAUAAUAUCAAGGCAUCUUUAGUUGUGUAACAAGAAAUUAUUGAUGAGAGAUCACGUUCAGGAACCUUUCUUGAUAAGGUAGCUUGUUAACUAACUGAUUCACAGACAUCUGAUAGGCUAAUGAAAAACAGCCUCUCUCAACGUUUUUAGAAAAGAUUAAUUAAUGUAAAUGAAACAGUGAGAAAAUAAUUCUUGAAAAUUAAAUGUGCAAUUUUUUAACAACAAAAAUGCAGCACACAUUGGUGAGCCUUUAUUCUGCAGCUUAGGUUGAAAGGUGUUUUUUGACCAGGUGCAUGAUUGAUAGCAAGCUAUAGAAAACAUGCAAUUGGAUUGAUUAUCUGCAAUGCCAAGUAGCGCUAGAGUGCAAUUAACACAGAAAUUACUGCUGUCUCAUAGCAGCAGAUGGGAGCUGGAAAAAAGAAUGGCUUAUUAGCUGAUUACCAAAAUUAACAAUAAAUACUAAUGAGAUGUUUUUCAUCCUUAACCCUCCCAACUCCAAAACAACAAUAAUAAGAACAGUUGCUAUGUUUUGCUCCCUCUUAAAACACCUUGUAAUUUAAAACUGGUUGUAGGUAUAGUGCAAUUAUGAAUGCUAUAUCAUUGUACAUACAUCUAUAUAUAUAUAUAUGGCAGCAUCCAUAUUGGCUUUGUAAUCAUUAAUUUUUGGCAAAUUGAAUGUGCUGUAUUGAUAUGUAUCUAUGUAAUUGUAUUGUAUGUCUUAUAGCUAAUUCACAUUUUAAAUAAUGUUAUUUUAUUUACUUUUUUAAGAGAGAAGAAUGUAAAUUUUGUCAGUUUAUUUCUGACUAGGGAUUUGUUGUUUUUUAUUUACAAAACAAACAAAAAAAUUACUAUAGUACAGAGCGGUACUAGCAUCGUGCUCUAUAAAAUCAUGUGCACAUUCCUGAACAGAAGUAAAUUGGAGGCAUCCAGGCAGAGGCCAUUCACAUUCAAAGUAAUGCUAACAUCUUGUCAGGGCUUUAUGCAGGUGUAGAAACCAGUUGUAUUAGAAGAACUUAUGCCAUUAUAAGCCUUUAAAUAUAAAUGUAAUUAAUAAUAAUUUAUAUUUGGCAGAUUCAUGUUAGGUUACUCUUACUUUUCUAAUAAGUUUUAUUAGAAAAGUAAUUUAGAGAUACUUCAUUGUACGUAAGUACUAAUGAGUAUAUGCUGUUGCCCUAAAAAUACCAUAAAAAAAUACAGAACAUGAGAUCAAUCUAAGUCUUUCAGAAACUGCAGAAAGCUUAUAUAUAACAAUAACAACCAAAAAGUCACUAUUGUUAAUAAGGAGUUGAAGCAUUUUAUUUAAUAAAGCUAAAGCAGGUAGAUCUAGGUUAUAAAAAGUGACACUGACAUUCUGAAUAGGGGAUCAGAGCACUGACUUUUACACACACCAUAACAAAAUUGAAUUUUGCUAUAAAUGCAACACAGCUUCUAUUUUCACAGUUCCACUGCUGAUAAUAUACCUUCUUAUAACCUGGGAAUACAAUCCCCAUGCUGGAUUCAGUGCUAUAAAUGGAACUGUAGCCAAAAAAAGAAAAGAAACAAAACACACAAAAAACCAACCAAAACCAAAAACACAGACAGUGGUGUCUAACAAAGGUUUGGGUUUCUUUGGUUUUUUUUAAAAUUUGUUUUGUUUUCUUAUGGGAUAUUGGGUGGGGGAGAAGGAAAUGUUCUGAGUUUUGUAUAAAACAAAACAAAAUUUUACUCAUGCUUUAUAGUUAUAUUGUGAUUGCAAAAGUUUUCAAGAGUGUGUGCCACGGGGCUACUUCUGGUAUAUUUUAGGUAAGUUGAACCUGUGGCAAUGUUUAGAUCAUUUCAGCAUGUUCUGAAAAAAAACCAAUAAAUAUUCGGCAUGCCAAGGCAAGCUUUACAUAAAUCACCUAACACAGCAUUGCAGUGUGACAGUUUACAAAAACUUUUCCUUUUUAAAUGACACAGCUGUUCCCACUUGCAGUAUAUUCUGUUGUGGUGGUGGUAGUGGUGGUGUUGCUGUUGUUUUAAUUGGUGGUUUCUACUAUGCCUUAUAGUGCUUGAGUCCAGAAGUUUGUGCCUCUAACAUUAAGCUGAAGGCAAAAACAUCAAGAGAGAAACCCUUUUAACUUUGCCAAAAUUACAUUAUUUCUUUGAAUGUCAUAAAUGGGGGAAGAAGGAAGGAAAAUAUCUUGGGAACCUGUGUAUUCUAGAUGUUCACUAGCACAAGAAAGCUGUAAUACAUGUUUUACAGAAACCUUAAACUUGCCUUUUUCACAAAUUAACUGGCACUGUCCAUAUAUAGGAUGAUGCAGCUAUAAGGGCAUUUUACUUUUUAUAAUUCAGACUCUUUUGAUUGUCAAGGUGUAUGGACUGCGAUUUUUAAUCAUACUGCCACAUGAUUGUGAAUCACUUUUUAAAGUUUGAAAGUGGAGAAGAGACAUUUUAUGCUGAGUUUCAGUCAGAAUUGACUGCAUGAUUUGCAAAAACUCUAAAUGGGGGGAAAAGGGCUGCAUAUAAAGACACUGCUAGACUCCCAGCCUUUGAUUUUAAGGUGCAGAAGACUUUCAAAUUACUCAACCUCAUUACCUUUUCUUUCCUUGUUACACAUUCUUCACAAAAGAAUGAAAUACUGGGAGAAAUUAAAAACAUGUUAAGCCACCUGAAAAAAUAAAAUUUAGCCAAUUAAUUUAUUAUAUGUGCUGCUGUUCUUGGAGCUCUGUGCAUGGUUGUCCUGCAGACUAUUACGUUAGUGAACUAAUGAAGUGUGCACAGCGUAUUAACAAGUCCUACAAAUUACCUACCUCUAGCUAAGAGACCAGUAAAGUAAAUACACUUUGGAGAGACCAUCAUAAGUUAGGGAAUUAAAAUGUGCUGGCGCAGGUGAUUAACUACGGUAUUUUAGAAAUUUACAUUUUUGUAAAUACGGUCCCUCUUUUAACAUAAACCACGAAUUAGAAAAUUUAAUACACAUUAAACAAAUAAAGCCAUCUGUCCCUGUCCAGUCUGUUGAGUAGAGAUCUUGCAAAACCAUAUAUUUAGUUUGAGUAGAGGAGCUACUGAUACUUCCUCUUUUUUGGCUUUUGGUUACCCAUAAUGUUUUAUCAAUCAAACCAAAAACGUUUCUACAUAGUCAACAACGCAUGGAGCGUCACUAUUUAGAUAGUUAAAGGGAUUUUACUUUAAGUUUCACUCAAGGGAAGAAAGGAAAGGAGGGCAAUUUUUGAAGGUAGUAUGAAAAAUAUAAAGUCAGCUGGAAUCCAUUUUACCAUAAAUCUGUUGGUUUGGGGUUUUUUCCUCUCAAAAUACAGUCUAAGCUGAAGUCUGUUGCUGGAUUCCUCAUUUACCAUGCUGCAGGAAAUCCGUGUUUGACCAAUUGUUUUUUUUUUGAGGGGCUGUCAGAUACAUUUUUAAACUUGCAGUAUUUAAAAAUAAAGAUCAUAUUUGCUGUUCUUAAAGUGUCAAUUAAAUGCAUGUAUUGUGUGUUGUUUGAGGGACAUAAAUAGUUUUUUGGGGAAAAAAACUAAUAUUGUACAGUUCCUGCCCUUCAAAAAUGUUGCUGGUUAAAAAUACAAUAUUUUUGGCCAUAACUUUGUACUAUAGUAUCUUCAUUCCUUGAAAUUAAGCUUUUCUGAAAUACUAUUUGGGCUUACUGUUCUCCCCAGAUGCUUCUUAUUAUGAUAAAUGUUGGGUAGAUGUAUUAUUCCUUUAUUACUUUUUAAUUAAUAUGCUCUGUCAUCAUUGUCUAAAUACUAAAAUUUCCAGAAUUUCUUUAUGACAGCCAGAAAGUUCAAAACAUUUAAGGUUUGUAACAGUGGAGAAAGUCAUAUGACACUGUUAUUAAGGGGAGGUGGGAUUUGGCAUGUGUACAAUAGAAACUUAGAAGCAUGAGGGAAAAUAAUAGCCUAAUAAGUAAUAUCUCAGUAGUAGAAAACUUUCAGAGGUUGCAGACAGCAAGGUGAAUUUCUUAAGCAUUUUGGCUGUUUGCAAUGGUACUGCAAAAGCAGACUGUGUCUUCGAUCUUUUUGUUCGCCUGUGUGGUGACAGGAGUAACCGAGAGGUGCCUAUAGGUUGCUUUUCAGGAGCCUGUCUCCUAUGUGAUCAACAACCAGUGGAUCUCAAGUCUUAAUUACUGAAGAGACAGAAAUUCAGGCCAUUUGCAAAAAUUAGUUUAUUCUCUAUUAUGUGAUCACAACAGUUUAAGUAAGAUUCUUGUCCAAAUGGUUUGCCUAAGCAAGGACUUCAGUCAGUGUUUCCUGAUUUUUCUUUCCUGUUGCAGAAUGUAAGGGAGAGGGAUCAGUGGGGAAGGAUUUAUUUUAUCUUUAUGUCUCAGUGAAGAUAACGUCAACAAAAAUACAGUGUUAAGUGGUGAUAUUUAGAUACGUGAAAUAGAUGUAGAAACUGUAUCUGUGUGAUAAAUUGUGCAUAGUUGUGAUAAAACCUUGCAUCACAUACUAUGAUCGUAUCACCCAGUUGCCAACCGCUUCGUAGGAUACUGUUCCAAACACUUAGGAGUUCCAGAGUAUUUGUAGACUGACACAAAACACACAGUUGCCAUCUCCUCAGGAGCACAUCUGGUAUCAGUAUCUGGUGUCAAGGCAGCUGACCCUCUCUGGUAGCUCAUUGCUACAAAAGGACCUGCUCUUAAGACCUCCUCAGUUCCAGCUUCGUAGCUGCAUGGGGGUUUCCCAUUCCCAUAUGCCAGCCCUGCCCAACUGGCCAGCCAGUAAACUAGGUGAAAAACCCCACGAUAUUGCUCUUCUUGCUCAGCUGGUUUAGUAGUCUAGUUUUCAUGGGUUUCAGUCAGUUUAGCUAAUGAACAGUUUGGCAAGUGCUAAGCUGACUAAGCGGAAGUAGAAUUGCGUGGCCAGAAGGCUUAGAAAAGAAAGCACGGACAUUCCCCUCCCUUUAAAACCUAGGCCUGAACAGCACGUAGUCUCUAAAGCCUUUGUUUUAUGCACUUCAUGGGCUGUUAGGUAUUCUGGCUUGGAAGAUUUGCUCUUUUCAAUUUGAAAGGUCUUGAUUUCGUUUUUAUCCUGGAAAAACAUAAUGAUAGGACAAGGAGAACUUUCCUGCUCCCCAUUAAGAGUAAACAAUUUGUGUAUACAUGGACUAGACCCAUCUGUAGUCAGACUAAAGCCAACAAGUCACACUUGGUGUUAGGGGUGGAGAAAUAUAAGAACUGGGCUUUCAUUCAUUCACAGGAAAAAAAAAAAAAAAAAAGUAGUUCUUGUGCAUUUCCAGUAAGAUCUUAAAAUAUUUUCCGUCUUGAGGUAUUUAAAAUGCUGUGUCACUGUGCAUGACAUUCAAGGUUGACUGUGUCCUUGUCCAAGGCACUUUUCCUUCUCCAUUCACACUUGUCUAUCACACUGAGUAAUUGCUUCCUGCCAUUUAAAGAAAAUAUUUUUACAAUACUGCUUUAUGAAUGUACACUCUGGAAUACUUUCUGAUCCUUGUGAAUUAAAUGUAAAUUGGUCUGCUAAAACUGAACAAUUGAUGAAGUGUAAUACGUCUGAAGAAGACCGCACUUUUUGCUUAAUUUUAUUUCAUGUUCCUCCUGCCAUCUUAUUCUGAUUAUUUUUCUGUACCUUUCCUUUAUCCUGUUUGCCAUAAAGAGAAGGUUGCUUGAUGUAUCAGAUUCAGUUCUGGUAAUCAUUACAGAAUUGACAAUACUGGCUGAAUUAAAGACAAAUUGCAAAUAAGAAUAGCUUCAGAAAGUUCCUGUAACUGGGGGCAGAUCAAAUUAGCCUGUGGACAGGCAUUUCAGAAAACAAAACUAUAUAGUUGUAAUACAGUCAACUGAAGGAUAUAGGUUAACAUGGGCCAAACUGGGCCAAAAUACCCAUUUAAAUAUGUUAUUUCACAUUGUCAAUGGAGAACUGUGUUUGCUUUUUUUUCCUACAGUCCUAUAUGAGGUGGUUAAUGCAAUGAUCAGACUGGCACUCAACUGAAGAGAUGCAUUAAUUCGACCAUAAGUUCAAAUGUAUUCUUGCAGAGAUAAGUUAUUGCAUAAGAUUACUUUAUAUGAUGCUAACAAAAAAAGGCAACUUGCAUGCAGUCAGUAUUUAAUAUAUUGCACUUUUAUACAUUUAUUAUAAAGAGGAAUCUCUCUCCCUAAAAAUAAAAUUCCAUUUAUCUCAAGAUGAA